AUGGCUGAAGAUGGUUCUCCUAAAAUUUAUUCCCAUCGUCCAACAGAAAAGAAUAAAACACCAACUGAAGCAACAAUUUUCUUUGGGGCUGACAAUACUAUUCCUAAAUCAGAAACAACUAUUACUUCAGAAGGAGACCAUGUUUCUUCAGUAAAUGACUAUACACGAGAAAGUGAUUUUUCAUCUACUACAGGCAACAAACUUACACCUCCAAAGGAAAGACUCGAAUCAGAAGAUGAUGUUGAGACUCGCAUUAUGAAAUCAGUAACCACUGCAGAGAAAGAAAUCUCCAUUUUUACUGGCAAUACAAACUCCAUAACCGAUGACUCUAUUACUGAAAUUUCUUUUUCAGAAAAAAUUGGUAAUAUGUCAUCACCACUUGCUACUAUUUCUUUAAUAGAUUUUUCAAGUAACCUAGCAGAAGAAGAUACUCUCUUGGAUACAAUAUUCCCAGGAGAUGAAGAUGUCUUGAUAACUUCUAAAGUCUUUGGCACACUUAAGAAAAGUACCAUCUCCAGUACUGACACCGCUACAUCUUCUGGUAAGAAGGAUGCACCUGAUAUUACCAAUCCUCGCUUCUCAGACAAAUCCAAUGCUGAUAGUAUCCGAGUCACUGACUCAUUUUUCCCUAAGGUUGAAAUCUCUUCCUCUACUGAAAAAAAUAACACCACCAUUUCAGACAUAACUGACCAUUCAGAAGAGAAAAUAACUGAAACUGACCUAAUUCUUUCAGAGGAGGAUCCCAAUGCUGCAGCUAAUUUAACUGAUGCUGGUGAGGAGAACUUCAUCACUGUAUUUGAACUCUCAGCCUCUGCUGAAAGAGACAAAGAUAACCCAGAUGAUAUUCCACUAACAGAUGAAGAUUCUAGCGAUAGCAUCAAUAUUUGGGUGGAAAGAGAUAGUUCAAAUGAAGCAGAAACUAAUUCUGUUUUGCUUACUGCUGUAGAAUCAAGAUACGACUUCAUUGUCCCCACAUCAGUAGCUAUGAACCCCGUGGAUGACUCACCUACUACAACAAUGAAAGAUACAGAUGAUAGAACUGAAUCUGUAGCUAAGGUCAAUGAGCCAUCUUCUGAAACUACCUCCAUACUUGAUGGACCAAUCCCCAUACUAGAUGCUUCAAAUCACUUGGAAGACACCUUUACAACUGAAAUGGAUCUCUUUACACUUCUGGGGGAAGAUCUAGAUGGGUUCAUGAUUUGA
Chrysochloris asiatica (Cape golden mole) is the source of this 1203-nucleotide messenger RNA. It is a transcript of the gene CABS1, whose product is annotated as calcium-binding protein, spermatid-specific 1. The transcript has a single exon. The record is from RefSeq and is a predicted model, not a curated record. Gene Ontology annotation, molecular function: calcium ion binding. Lineage: Eukaryota; Metazoa; Chordata; Mammalia; Afrosoricida; Chrysochloridae. The coding region runs from base 1 to 1203 and encodes 400 amino acids. Gene Ontology annotation, cellular component: motile cilium; mitochondrial inner membrane. Gene Ontology annotation, biological process: spermatogenesis.